Messenger RNA from Drosophila hydei, 1728 nucleotides. It is a transcript of the gene Loxl2, whose product is annotated as lysyl oxidase homolog 3B. The coding region runs from base 89 to 1591 and encodes 500 amino acids. NCBI's taxonomy places the organism in Eukaryota, Metazoa, Arthropoda, Insecta, Diptera, Drosophilidae. Gene Ontology annotation, biological process: peptidyl-lysine oxidation. The transcript is spliced from 4 exons. Gene Ontology annotation, molecular function: protein-lysine 6-oxidase activity; copper ion binding. The record is from RefSeq and is a predicted model, not a curated record. Gene Ontology annotation, cellular component: membrane.
CGUAUUCGACUCAGUUUCAGUUCUCGAGCGCAAGCCAACCCAGGCAAAUGCAAACAGCUCGUAUCAGCGCGAUUUACUUGUCGAUCCAAUGUUGGUCCUACACGUUCUGUGUCUAGGCUUAGUAGGCGCGCAUCUGGCCGCAGCAGCCGUGCAUCAAUCAAUUCAGGAUGCGCGACGCGCGCACCAGCAGCUCGUGCAGCGCUAUAUCAAGACACUAAAUAAGGAAGAGGGCGCCAUACGUCUAGUUGGCGGCGAUGCCGAGUAUGAAGGCAACAUUGAGGUGCUGCACAAUAACAAAUGGGGCGCCGUUUGCGAUGAUGAAUGGGAUGGCGCUGAGGGCGAGAUCGUGUGCCGCCAAUUGGGCUUCCUUGGGCUGCGCCGCUUCACCCACAGCGGCUACUUUGGGCCCGCGCGGCGUCGCUACUGGAUGGACAAUCUUUACUGCGAGGGACACGAACAGGAGCUGACCGAGUGCCACUUUGAGGGCUGGGGAGUCAACGACUGUGAGCCCAGCGAGGCAGCUGGCGUUAUAUGCCAUCCGCCAAUGGAUGCCGUUUGGCCGCCGCCAGCCGCCUUUGAGGAUGAGCGCCAGCUGCCCAAGUAUCCCAUACAUCCCAGCUCACGUCUGUAUGUGAGGCUGCGCGGCGGUCGCUCAAGGAACGAGGGACGCGUCGAGGUGCGCAUUGACGGCCAGCGCUGGGGCAGCAUCUGUGCGGAUGGCUGGUCCAUGCUGGAGGCGAAUGUGGUCUGCCGUCAGCUGGAUUUGGGCUACGCUCGCGAAGCCUUUCAGACGGACUACUUUGGCGGCGCCAAUGUCUCCCGGCCCAUGCUCAGCGGCACCGAGUGCUAUGGCAAUGAAACAGAGCUGGCGGACUGCCUGCACCACAAUCAUUUGCGAGGCAUUGUGAGCUGCCAUGGCAGCAGGCAGCAUGUGGCUGCUGUGAUCUGUGACUAUCUGUCGCCCGAUUUGGUUGUGGAUUACUAUGAAAUAGAGCAAACGGCUCACCUCGAGGAUCGGCCCAUGCUACUGAUGCAGUGCGCCAUGGAGGAGAACUGUGUCUCCAACGAGGCCUAUCAAAUACAGCGCGACAGUCCCAACUGGCGUUAUCAGACGCGAAGAUUGCUCAAGUUCACAGCAGCCGCAAUCAACGCUGGCAACACCGACUUCAGGCCCUUCAAGGAGAAGAGUCAAUGGGAGUGGCACAUGUGUCAUAUGCACUACCACAGCAUGGAGGUGUUCGCUACCUUUGACAUAUUCGACUUAGAGGGGCGCAAGGUGGCACAGGGUCAUAAAGCUUCGUUCUGCUUGGAGGACAGCAGCUGCCUGCCAGGUGUUGCCCGGAAGUACAACUGCGCCAACUUUGGGGAUCAGGGAAUCUCUGUCAACUGCUCUGAUGUUUAUCUAUAUAAUCUGGACUGCCAGUGGGUAGACAUAACCGAGUUGCCACGCGGCUCAUAUAUACUUAAGAUUGCCAUCAAUCCGGAAUUCAAGGUGGCCGAGAUGAGCUACGACAACAACGCUGCCAUUUGUGACCUUUCGUACGCCGAGAAUUAUGCGCGCGUUGACAAUUGUCGUCUAGCGAGACCUUAAAGCUGCCGACUUUAAAAUUUGAACAGUGCCAAAUAUUAUGAUUAGCGUUAACCGUAAAUGUGUUUGUAUUAUGCGACCUAUUCUCUUUUUUACCCAAAUAAAACUGCACAUGUCUUGAGGUCGUCUCGAAGUACAAA